Messenger RNA from Manihot esculenta (cassava), 517 nucleotides. RefSeq lists its product as uncharacterized. The transcript is spliced from 2 exons. NCBI's taxonomy places the organism in Eukaryota, Viridiplantae, Streptophyta, Magnoliopsida, Malpighiales, Euphorbiaceae. The coding region runs from base 200 to 517 and encodes 105 amino acids. The record is from RefSeq and is a predicted model, not a curated record.
UUGGAAGAUUAAUUUGGAAAAUCAAGGAAAUGAAUGAGAAACAGAAAAUGACGCAAGUGAAAAAACGGUCCCAAACCAGAUCUCCAUAGAAAAGAGAGAUAUGGAUAAAACGUGCACUCAUCCUUGUUGAGUUGUAUAAAUUCUUCAUCAUCCACUCCAUCAUCUUCAACAGUGUACCAACUUCAAGAGAGAAACAGACAUGUCAACAGCUGCAUUUUCCAGAGGAGCACACUCCAUGUUUUCCAAGCCCAUGAUUCGGAAGGCCUGCCACAGGAAAAGCACAGGAAAUAGCUCUUAUUCUUCUUCUCCUGAUGGUAUGAGAGAGAUGAGCAAUAAGGUGGAUGGUGAAGAAAUGAAAAUGAAGAAGAAGCAUGUGAGAGAUGAUGGUAGUUGCUGUUGGGUUCCUCAUGAAAGGACUGGGAUCUUUUAUCCUAAGGGCCAAGAGAAAGUCAUGGAAGAUAUUCCUUCUGAAGCUGCAAAGGAUGUUCUUGAUAUUAAUUACUUCUCACAUAAUUAA